UGUCAUACUAUUAUAUUUUACGAAUUUAUACGUUAUCAACGACCCGCGUUGAGUAUUUUACGAGCGUUCGUGUGUUUUGUGUCGGUUUCCGUGACGUAAACGUAGUGAUGUCGGCGCUGGGGGCUCAUAACCUCUGCGCGGCGCGCGUUCGCUGCAUCACGUAACGACGGGAGUGCCCUGAUGGUGAGAAGAACCGCGAUGGUGCUGAGUACCGAGUGGGCGCAGGUUGAAGUCGUCGAGCUCACUAAUGAUGGCAACGGCCUGGGGUUUAAUCUGGUAGGCGGGCGCAGCACCGGGGUUGUCAUCAAGUACGUGCUCCCGGGCGGCGUAGCGGACAAGGACGGGCGCCUGCAGAGCGGGGACCACGUCCUGCAGGUGGGCUCCGUCAACCUCCGCGGCUUCACGUCGGAGCAGGUGGCGGCCGUGCUGCGCCAGGCCGGGCCCGCCGUGCGCCUGCUAGUCGCACGCCCCGCCGACCCCGCCGCGGCCCUGCGAGCGCCACUACCCGGCACGGCGCUUGUUCCCACGAAGAUCCUCGGUGACCCCGAAUUACUCGACCGUCACCUCAUCGAGACUGGCUAUGGUGCUGUGUAUGACCUGUCUCAGUGCUUCACUGACUACAUCAAUGCUCAAAAUGGUAUUACUGAGCCCAGCUUAGUAGCAGCAGCUGUCAGUGUUAUUGGUGAUAAUCCUCAGCAGAUACCUGACCAUCCUAUCAUAUCUGACACCAUCUCCCCCACCAUCACAAUCACUGUGCCGGUGGAGAUCCCCAACCAGCCAGAGAUUGAGAUAGUUCAUGUGGAUUUGAAUAAGAACGUGUAUGGAUUGGGUAUAACAGUAGCUGGUUAUGUGUGUGAGAAGGAGGAACUGUCCGGUAUAUUUGUCAAGAGUAUUAUUGAAGGCAGCAGUGCUGAACAAAGUGGUAAAAUUAGAAUUAAUGAUAGAAUAAUAGAAGUUGAUGGAACCUCUUUAGCGGAUAAGACUAACCCACAGGCAGUAGAGAUUUUAAGAAACACAGGCAUAUCUGUGCACUUAGUGUUAGAGAGAUAUCUGAGAGGUCCUAAGUUUGAGCACCUUCAGCUAGCUAUAUUUAAUGAGGAGCGUCCUACGUCCCCGUCACCGUCUGCAACUACCUUAUCCUGGUUCCCAGUGCCUUCCCAAGCUGAAAAUAGUACUGUAGAAAUUGAACCUGAGCCUGAGUCUAACACUACUAUAGACUCUAAUGUUCUGGAAAUUGUUGAUACACAAGAACUGACACAAGAGCCUACACAGGAGGAGUUAGACAAGAGAUUUGAUGAACUAUUGGCUGUUGAUAAAGAAGAAAUUAAGAAAAAGUGGGAAGGAGAAGUAGGGCCUGACAAAGAAAUAUUAGUUUGUGAAGUGAGCAAGCUUGAAGGCUUGGGCAUCAGUCUUGAAGGAACUGUUGACGUAGAGGGAGGUCAGGAAGUGAGGCCUCAUCAUUACAUCAGGUCUGUACUCCCUGAGGGUCCUGUAGGCCAGGAAGGCAGUCUUUCAGCUGGGGACGAACUCCUUGAGGCAAAUGAGUAUAGGCUUCACGGAUUGACUCACAUGGAAGUAGUGAAUAUUUUGAAGAAGCUUCCAAAUAGAGUGAGAUUAGUGUGUGCACGUAGUAGCAUAGACAGUGGUCCCCGUCCACUUAUUAACUUGGCUUCAGACAGAGAAGGGUUUGAGGCAAGGAAGAUUAUAUCUGGCAGCUUGAACAAUUUGACCACUCUAGUCAAAGCCCAGUCUGACACUUCUAUCAACACAUCCAGCACAGCUACACUGACCAAUCACUCCGGACAUUCAAAGAAGUCAAGGUCUCUGGAGUGUGUAUCAGGCUUAGCCAUGUGGCAGAGCAAAGAAGAUAUCGUGGAGCUUUUCAAAGGUGACCAAGGAUUAGGUUUCUCCAUUUUAGACUAUCAAGACCCCAUAGAUCCUCAGGGCACAGUUAUAGUUGUCCGUAGUUUAGUGCCUGGUGGAGUAGCAGAGAAACAUGGUGAUAUUUCACCAGGUGAUCGAGUUAUGUCUGUAAAUGGAGUCAGUAUUAAAAAUGCUACCCUAGACCAAGCCGUGCAAGCUUUGAAGGGCGCUCCAAGAGGAAUUGUGAGGGUUGGAGUAGCAAGGCCACUGCCCCCACAAGAUACCAAGUCUAAAAGUACCACAACACUGAACACAAAGCCGAGUUAAUCUUUAAAUGUGUUUUAAAACCGUACUAGUCACGUUGAGUCAUAUCUGUAUGCUUUAGGGUCUACAUAUCGGAGAGUGUGUUGGCUGGGAAGAAUCUGACAUAUUGUGUAGCUCUCUAUCUCAUUUUUAACGAAUUUAAAUAGCUUUAGAAGCUUUUAGAUGUUGAUUUUAAUCAGAUAUGCAUCGUUUUAACAUGUACAUUAUAUUGAGUUGGUGAAAUCUCAAGAUAUAUGUCAGAAUCUCUCCAAGGGUUGUUGGUAGACAUAUGAUCACAAGAGUGCACAACAGAGCUCAAACUCGUAUGAUACAAUAAUAAUUAACGCUUUACUAGAUAAAUAGUAUUAUGUAAGACACACACAUGUCAUUUUAAAUGCACAUUUUAAUAGUUAUGUAUGUGCUGUUGAAUGUUUGAAUUCAUGAAAACGGGUGAGCCAUACUUAUGUGGGAAAACAUGCAUGUUGUCUUUGUAUGCGUAAGCUCGGAAGAGCUCAGUAGUGACCGAAUCGCCGACUCAUACAAAGACAUUAUGCAUUUUUACAGUUAUACACACAAGUAAAGUUCUUAUUUUUAUUGAAAUUUUUAUCAAACUUACAAUGCAAUAACAAGGUUUUAAAUAUGUUUGAGAGACAUGCCUUGUAGGUACUAUUGUUCAAUGCAACUUUUUUUGCCAUGGACAACAAGAGUUCAAAACAUUCAGUCAGCUAUCCUACCUAUAAUAAUUUUACACAAAACGUUCCCUGUAUUGGACAAUCUUUUUUUACUCUAGAUUGUAAUAUCACGUAUCUUGUAGAUAUUUACCUAAGGGAGCAAUUAUAUAAAAUAAAUAUUAUGUAAUGUAAAUACGGAUAUUUGAAUCUCAACACUUGCAUCAAAUAGUAUUAUAAUAUUAAUAUGUAAUUAUAUAAAACAAUAAGGAUUUGAUUGUGAAUUGAGUUAUUGCCUUUUUGUAAAAUUUUGUAAGUAUUGUGUAUAGUUUGCAAUAACCUAAGUGUAUACAGCAUCAUAUUUAUUUAUGAAACAGAUUUUUUCAAUCAUAAAUAAUAUACUUGUAUUUAUUUUUAAAGCGUCUACAAUAUUGUACGUUAAUUUUAUUGUAAAUUGAAUGGUAUGUCUUUAGAAACCAAUGCCAGUAUGAAUUUCAGUAUGUUUGUAAAAAUAAUUUCGCACUAAAUAGGCGGGCACAUGUGAUAUGAAUGUUAGUCGUAGGUUUUAGUCUCCAUUACAAUGCAAACACUGAAAAUGUAUAGCACAAAGAUCUAGGGAGGAUGAGGAAUAUAUCAAACUAUUACUUUAAAUAAUAAAAUGUAUCAAUAUCAAUGAACACAUCAAGCCAAUGCUUGAUUUUUGCAAAAUGGUGAUUUAAAUUCCAACAUUUCCUCAGACUGAUAAAAUACCAGACAUAAAAAUUGGCGAGGUUUUGGUUAUCUUCUUUGCAUAAGAUUUUCUGUUUUAACCUACUUGAAAAAGAAGAGGAUUUUCCUAUUUUUAAUAUUUUCAUGUCUCAUUUAUUUCGCCUGAUCUCUCUCGUAACAAUAAAUAAUUAAGCUUUCCAGUUCACAUUAAUGUAUGCACACGAUCAAAUCACUAAAUAAUUAAUAGGCCACCGAAAUGAGGCUUCGCGUGUCUUAUUGUUUCUGUAAAUUAUUAAUAAUAUUCAUGUCUAUAAUUAGUGAAGUUUGUUUGUGUUGAUAUUAAUUUGGUAUUCAUGUUUUUGAUGUUUUAUUCUUGGUGGAAACAUCUAACAAUUUUGGCCUACAAACGUAUUUCGAUAUUGAAUGAAUCGUUUAAGUUUUUUAUGAAUUUAAUUUUGGUUUGUUUGAUCUCAAAAUUGUCGUGAUACUGAAAAAAACAGUAAAUAUUUUAUUGCAGUUUAGAUUUGAUCAUGUUGGGUUUACAUUGAGCUGUUGAUAGUCAAUUUUAUUUUUAUUUGAAAAAGAAUAUGUAGGUAGGUACUUUCUUUUACUUUAAAAAAAACCCAUUUUAAUAUUCGACCACCAGGCAUUUUACCUAAACUUAAAAAAAAACUAUUCACAUAUUGCCUAAACCCUAAAAGUAACUUAGUAGGAAUCGAACAAAACACUAAUUGUAGGAUUUUAAAUAUUGAAAUAAUGGACCUACACUUUUGGCCAGUAAAAAUGAGUCCCGAUUUUUUUUUCUAAAAAAAGAUUCAAUAAGGCUAUCGUGAAACGGUUCAUAGAUAUUUCUAUAUUACCAAUGUGUAUAAUAAAUGGGCGACAUUUUUUGUUACUUUGUUUGCACCAUAAAGGCUCCGAAACUGCUGAAUCGAUAUAAAAAAAAAUUCACUGUCGGAAAGCUACUUCUUCCCGAGUAAUAUAGGAGAAACAUAUUUUAUCCCUGUGCCAGCAGUAGUUCUCACAGGACGCGGGUGUAACUGCGGGAAAACGGCUAGUAGGUACUCACUAGAUUCAAUAAAACAGUAUUAUAUUUUGAUUUAUCAGAACCGUCUGUGGCUAUUUUUAAAAGCACGCUCAUUCUAUCGAAGCAUACAGACAUUUUGAUAUACAACUAUAAAUAAUAAGAAUAUCGGAUCUAAGGUGAUGUGUUCACCGCCUUGAACCAUAAAUAGAUCGCAUUUAUUAUUUAAAUCUGUCUGAAAUAUGUGCCGUGAGGAUUUCCUAUUUCUGUAAGGUUUUAUUUACACUUGCGAGCAAAAAUAUGUACUCACUACACCAAUAUACUAACUGCAGAAUAUAAUGGUAACUUCGCAAGUAACAGGUAUUGUUUUCUUCUUCCUUAAAAUCCAACAAAGUCUUGUGUUUCAAUGAAGGGAUAAUAUGGGAAUGUAAUGGGAUACAGCCAAAUUGAAUAAAGGAAUUCAAAGACUUUAUUCAGUUAUUGAGUAAAAAAAUCAAAUUAAAAUCUUGUAGUCACCACACCAUGCUCCAAAACAUUAGUUUUCCCGCAAAAGCGUGCGUGUUUGAGCUCAACUAACGAGUUCUCGCUGUAGUCGUAAACUCCGCCAGUCGCACAAUAAUGUUGAUUACACAGUUUGAACAAAAUGAAAUGUUAUCACGGUCGGAAAUAACGCAUACUCAGAUGUUUCUUAGUAUCGAUGAAACAGUAGGUGUAGUGGGAUUUAUAUCCACACGUGUGAGAUGCAUGAUCUCUUUUGAGACUGUUAAUUUAUUAAUGAGUCUUUUUUGGUACUGUGACCACAAUCUUAGAGAAACCCGUCGCCACUUUCAUCUACUUUUCAUCUAUAUUCCAUCUUUCGGUAUUGAAAAAGUGAAAGCUUAACUUAAUCCCUGCCUGCCUUCCAUCCUUCCAUGAUAAAAGUCGUCAUUACAUUAUGCAAAAAAAUGGUAAAUCAAUCCGAUUUGUGACAGAAAAAUGAUUGAGUCUCUGAAAGUCCAUCAAGUUCAUCUAAAGAUUUAAUCUUACUAAUUUCGGGAGCCGUGAUCCGAUAGCCUUGAUAAAAUUAAUUUAAGAGGUUCGCCGAUUUAUCGGACUAAUAGAAUAUAGGUAUUUUAUGAACUUAGAAUAUGAACCUUUGAAAAUCAGGCCUACCCUACCACUCAGCAAUCAAACAUUACUGUACAUUUAUAAUAUCUAUGUAUAAAUAUAUAAAUACAUUUGCUGUAAUAAAUCUUUGGCCGAUUACAAUCGAGUGCACAUAAAGUAUACAAAUGUUGUAAUUUUUAUAUUUUUGUCACCUUCACAUAAUGUUAUGCGCUCCAUUGUAAUGGGCGAAAAGUAAUAUUUUUAUAAUAAGAUGAACCUCAAUAGCCGAAUGUUGAUAACUAGAAGAGAGCGCACGCAGAAGGAUCCUUACAUUCUAGGUUUUUUUCAUCAGCAAGACUGAUUUUAACACGAUACUUUACAUUCUGGAAAAGGCAGCGUCCCAGCAUCACCAAAGCAUGCAUCAUGGAUAUGAGCAUGAUGCAGUGCACCUCAAAUAUUAUACUAAGAUUUGUAUUUUAAAUUGACAUUAGUAACUUAAUUUAACUGAAAAAAAUAUAUUAUUAUCUAUAGUUUCCUGAUGCGUGCAAUCUUCAAAAAUGGCAUUCAUGUACAUUGCAACACACCACGAAUCUUCCGUUCAGCCAGACUGAAAUAGAUAUAAAAUGUCUAAUUUACCAAAUCUAGGAAUAUGUGGUUUUCAUUUAAGCGUGGUAGAUUUAUUUGCAAUACAGUGUAAAGGCGGGUUUGCGUGUUCAAGUAACAUUUUGUUAUGUCGAGAACGUAAUUCACUAUUUAUUUCUUUGAGAGUAAUUAUGAGUAUUUCUUGUUACGGAUUUGUAGUUGAAAAUAACAUAAAGGCUCGUACAUUUUUCUGACAAUAUUUUCUUUUUUCUUGCUUAAACAAAAUCACAUAUUCUUAGCGAAUAUAACAACAUAAUAUAAAUUAAAUACAUAGUUUAGUUACGGCACUUGUAUUAUAAACGACUCACACCUAGCAUUACACUCAGAUGUAAUAUAAAGAGGAUAAAUAUAUAAAUAAGAAAUUA
Molecule: messenger RNA, 6659 nt
Organism: Helicoverpa zea (corn earworm)
Lineage: Eukaryota; Metazoa; Arthropoda; Insecta; Lepidoptera; Noctuidae
Product: patj homolog
Exons: 1
Coding region: 181-2190 (669 amino acids)
Molecular function (GO): protein binding
Source: RefSeq, a predicted model, not a curated record